This is a messenger RNA of Haliotis rubra (blacklip abalone), 451 nucleotides long. RefSeq lists its product as uncharacterized. Lineage: Eukaryota; Metazoa; Mollusca; Gastropoda; Lepetellida; Haliotidae. Bases 74 to 451 code for a protein of 125 amino acids. The record is from RefSeq and is a predicted model, not a curated record. The transcript is spliced from 4 exons.
GUCUAGUUUGUGAAGAUAAAAGUUACACACUUUUGGGAAAAGCUAUUUAUAGGAUAGAAACCAUCCCACAACAAUGAUGGGUCGGUUGCUACAUAAGUUAGCCAUGAGGGCAGGGACAAAGGUUUUGUCUCCAAUCCUGGAGUUGCCCGAAGGGUCCCGAUCACCUACCCCAGUCAAUGGUGCUUCCAACACAAGUCAAAAGAGAACAGAAAUCCCAAAACUGAGCGAAGAGGAAUGCUUCUUGAAGCAUCUUCAGAGUAUCGAGGCUGAAUACAGACAGGACAUGGAGAAGGUGAGGCGAGAGCUCCGAUUGAUGCAGAGAACAAAUACCCGGAUUGAGAAGGACCUCAAAUUCUAUCAAAAAGAGUACGGCAACUACAAGCGAAUCUGGCACAUUAACCAGCCCAAGCUUCUGGACCUAAAGAUGAAUCUGGUCAAAACCAACCGCUGA